Molecule: messenger RNA, 903 nt
Organism: Tarenaya hassleriana
Lineage: Eukaryota; Viridiplantae; Streptophyta; Magnoliopsida; Brassicales; Cleomaceae
Product: basic leucine zipper 43
Exons: 1
Coding region: 180-734 (184 amino acids)
Biological process (GO): regulation of DNA-templated transcription
Molecular function (GO): DNA-binding transcription factor activity
Source: RefSeq, a predicted model, not a curated record
UCUCCAUGCAAGUAAAAUUGGGUUCUGUCAUUAAAGAACAUCAACAUCUCAAGUUAACCUACCAGACAUGUCCUUUCUCUACUAUAAAAUGAGACUCUCUCUCUCUCUCUCUCUCUCUCUCUCUCUCUCUCUCUCCUGCGUCUGAAAUCAGUUUGAUAAUCAGAUGUCUAGAUACCUACAUGGAACCUAAUGACCGUCCCUCUAACUGUUUCAAUCUUCUCCAAGGAAACCCAUCUCAGAACAAUCAACUCUACUCGCUAUUCCUACCAGACACUGAGUUCCAUACUCAGUUGCACUCUGUGUCCCCAGACACAUCGACUCUAAGCAAUAACCGCUCCAAUGCAGAUCCAAAUCGAGAAACCGUCUACAACCAUGGACAUCAACAGAGUAUCGUAGACGAAAAGAGGGCAAGGAGAAUGGUAUCUAACCGGGAAUCUGCCAGAAGGUCACGCAUGCGCAAAAAGAAGCAGAUCGAAGAGCUACAGCUACAAGUUGAGCAGCUCGUGAUGUGGAAUCAUCACUUGUCUGAAAAGGUGAUCAGUUUACUGGAGAGCAACCACCAGAUCCUGCAAGAGAAUGCUCAGCUCAAAGAGAAAGUCUCCUCCUUUCACAUCCUAACGGCGGACAUGCUACCGCCCGUUAGAAACUUGGAGGACAUCAACUGCCGGGAGAUGAAUCACGAAAGAGCUGAACCUUCAAACAGAUCAAACAACCUCCGACCACACAAAACUUGAUAAGUAAAACGUCCAAAUCGGCCUAGACCUUGGGUAUGUAGCGGUAGUAGUAUAGAUGAUUUGUAUUGUGUAUAUAUCUAGCAAAUUAUUCAACAGCCCCCUACAUAUGUGGCUGCUAAAACAGGGCUUACAUGUAUACAACAAAUGCAAUAUAGGUUUCAUCAGCUCC